Nerophis ophidion (straightnose pipefish) is the source of this 2155-nucleotide messenger RNA. Its product is annotated as SHC-transforming protein 4-like. Bases 167 to 1603 code for a protein of 478 amino acids. The transcript is spliced from 13 exons. Gene Ontology annotation, biological process: intracellular signal transduction; cell surface receptor protein tyrosine kinase signaling pathway. Gene Ontology annotation, cellular component: plasma membrane. Gene Ontology annotation, molecular function: receptor tyrosine kinase binding. The record is from RefSeq and is a predicted model, not a curated record. NCBI's taxonomy places the organism in Eukaryota, Metazoa, Chordata, Actinopteri, Syngnathiformes, Syngnathidae.
UCUGCAUGCAUCUUCAGAGAGAGACAGUGCUUCAUUCAAAAAAAGGAGCAUGUUCAUUCAUAAAAGAUGCAAUAAGAAAGACAAGAGGAUAGCAAAGGGAUACUUUAAAACCUUGUUGGUGACCUAAAGAUAGUAAAGCAGGAUAUCUCAUGCUGGCUGUGCAGGCAUGCUGAAGCACACCAAAUACAGUCGUCUACAUGAGGACUCAAGAACCACCCUGGAGGAUUCGCCUGCACACGAUCCAUCAUCCACCACGAGGGACUUCAUCCCCAACUGCCCAUCACAAAGUCAUGUCUCUCAGCCGAGCUUGAGCACUGACAGACCCUCAGACAGAAGUCCGAAUGUGACCCAUCCACCCAAACGACCAAUGACCUCCCAUCACAUGUGCAGUUUUCCCCAGACUCCAAGUGCUCUUUCGACCUGCGCUCUACACAAACAGUGCUGCUCAGGGGUCUACAGAGUGGUCCACCAUCACAUAAAGUACAUGGGCAGUGUGGAGGUAACCCAGUCCAUGAGAACCCUCGACUUUGACACAAGGAAGCAAGUAACGCGGGAAGCCAUCAACAGACUGUGUAAGAGGCUGUCUGUGAAGACCACAGUGAAAAAUAAGAGUCCUCAACACAAGCAGCUGUCUUUUGUACUGGGUCAAAGCAAUCUGCAGUUUUCGGGCAGGAAAGUCAUCCUCACCGUGUCCGCCGACACCCUCAAGCUUAUUGCCGCCUCCUCACAGAGAAUAGCGCAACACUCCAUCCAGGCGAUUUCAUUUGCCUCAGGAGGAGACCCUGACAUGGAAGACUACAUUGCAUAUGUUGCCAAAGAUUUUGACAAUCAGAGAGCGUGUCACAUCCUGGAGUGUCCUCAAGGUAGAGCAGCAGAGGUCAUCAGCAGCAUCGGUCGGGCCUUUGAGUCCCAGUUCCGACAGCUCCUGGGUCACACGCCGUCUCUCAUCUCCGCUGAUCCCAGGCCAGCCAGGAGAAUUCUCAAUAAAUUUAUCACAGAGGAAAGCAUAAUGGACCCAAAUGACCAAGAUGAUGACGAUGAUAAUGAAGCGGUCAGAGGCCAUCAUCACUACUAUAAUGUGAUUCCAGGGAAGACACCGCCUCUUGGCGGAAUAGAAGACCUGCGGGUCACAAGAGAUGAGAAGGAACAAGAAGCUGGCAAUCACUUGGUAAUAAAACUUGAAAAAGUGGCUUCCUCUCAAGAUGUCUCGCUCUAUGAGAACUGCUCCGUGACACAAGUUCUACCAACAGACUCUGAGAUGGCUGCCAGCAAGAGCGCGACAAACAUCCACAACCUGAUCCAGGAGGAAUGUUGGUUUCAUGGCAGGCUAGGAAGAAAGCAGGCCGAGUCCCUUCUAACGUGUAGUGGAGACUUCCUGGUCCGAGAGAGCAGCUCAGAUUGUGGUCAGUACGUCCUCAGUGGGAUGGACGGAACCACAGUGAGGCACCUCUUGCUGGUGGACCCACACGGCCAGGUUCGGACUUGUGACCAAGUCUUCCUGAGCGUAGGUCACCUGGUCCGCUUCCACAUGCAAAACCAGAUGCCCAUCAUGACCGGGAGCAGUGAGCUUUGUCUCAAGCAGCCAAUCCUGCAGGGACUCUAACAAAUGUGCAGUUGUGUGCACUGCUCUUGUUGACAUUCAAACUUUUAGCCACAUGCUACUUGUCCGGACUUGAAAAUGUAGUCAGAAAUUGUAAAAGAAAGGUCAACAUUGUUUUUAUCCUGCGAGGCCUUCUCAUUAACAGACUCUGCAUGAAGAAAGUGACACAACACGUAUACUUUUCAUUGUUUCAAAGCAUUUGGUGUCAACACACACAUUUUAAUGUUUCGAAGUACAAAAUAGUGUUAAAAUUAAUGUGUGAGGAAGCUCACAAUUUAUUUAGAUUUUUGGUGUUUUUCAUUACUUCAAAUUGUAUAUUGCGUAUAUGGAAUGUAGAUGGCAUAUUUACCGGAUUAAUAGUAUUUCUAUUUCAAGUAAUUACACUCAAUUCCCAUUUUUGUGUCAAUGUGCCUUUCUCUGUUUUUGUCACAUCACCAAGAGCACAAUCUCUAGUAUUGUCUGUUUUAAAGGAGUUAUGUGGAAGAAUUGCAUGUCAAGUCAUCAUUAAAUGGCCCUGCAUGUCACAAGGCAUUAAUAAAUCAUGUUCUUUUCUAA